CCCAGCUCGCUAGUGGCAAGAGUUUUCAAGGCCCGAUACUUUCCUAACAACUCGUUUUUGGAGGCCGAAUUGGGGAGACAGCCCAGCUACUGUUGGAAAAGUAUUCUUUCAGCCCAAGAAAUUCUUCGAAGCGGUAUUCGACGUCGUAUUGGCGAUGGACGAGAGACACAUCUUUGGGGUACUCCCUGGCUCCUUGAAGAAGUUAAUCCUUACCCAAGCAUGGCCAGACGCGUGGAGAAUGAAGAUCCCUUAGUGGCUGAUUUUAUUGACUUUGAUUUAAAUUCUUGGAAUGUAGCAAAGCUGGAACAAUACUUUGACGCUGGUGAAGUGCUGCAAAUUCGCAGGGUUCCUAUUAAUACUAGAAGGUCCGAUGGAUGGUUCUGGAUUAGGGACUUCCGGGGGGCUUAUACGGUGAAAAGUGCUUACAGAUGUUUGAUGGGAGAUGCUUCUGUCGUGUCCUCUUUUUCAAACUGGGGAAGAUUUUGGCGGAUUCCGGUGGCCCCGAAAGUUCUUGUUUGCUUGUGGAGGGCCAUUCGAGGUAUCUUGCCCACGCGGGAUGCUCUCAUUUCUAAGAGAGUGGAGGUGGAUGGGGGCUGCCCUCUCUGUGGAGGAGCUCUCGAAACAGUUGAUCAUAUUUUUUUGUUUUGUCCUUUUGCAGAUUCGGUUUGGAGGCUCAUGAGCAAAGGAGGUAAUAGAAUCUCUUUUAUCUCUUUCCAAAACUGGUUCCAAGUUCGGUGUCAGAAUGACACUUUAUUGGAGCUGCGUACCGUCGCUUUGACUUGCUGGGCAAUUUGGAAAGCACGUAACAUUGCCAUUUGGGAUCAUAAGACACUGCAUCCAGGAGAGCUCAAGAAUAUGGUGUCGUCCAUGGAAGCCCAAUGGUCAAACAAGACUAUUGCAGAGCGGGAGCGUACUCCACAGCGGCACGAGGUAAGUUUGCGGGCAGAGGCAUACAGGUGUUUUUUUGAUGCUGCGACAUCAGUUUCGGAGGAGUCCAUCUCCUUUGGCUGUGUCCUUUUUGAUCCAGGAGGUGCCUUUGUGGCAGCGGCAAAUGGAGGAAAACUUGGGCCUCUAGAUCCUCUUUUGGCAGAAGCUCUCGCUUGCAAGGAAACAUUAUCUUGGUUGCGGAAUCGAGGAUUAUGGAUUUUAUGGGGUGGAGAAGGUGGGUGGAUUACAGUUAGAUUGGGCUCUCAUUACUUCUUUAGUAGAGGAUGGAGACCCGAGACCCAUUCAUUCCAUCUUCCCUUUGGAGAGGUGGGAAUUACACUGCAGGAUGUUGAGGUUUUACUUGGAUUGCCCGUUGAUGGCAUUCCAUUGUCGGGGGGCACUAGUCGAUCAAGAGAUCAGUGGAUUCAGAUUUGUCAUGACAUGAUGGGUUUUAGACCUGAACCAUCUGAUAUUACGUCUUCUACGAUUAAGAUAUCUGCAAUUGAUCCACAGACGCUGACAGAGCACAGUGUAGAAGUUGAUUACCAACAGCAUGUUAGAGCUAUCAUGUUUAAGUUGAUGGGUGGUAGCUUAUUUCCCAACACGACGGGAAAUAAGGUUAGUUUGUAUCUAUUGGAGGUAAUCAUGGGCGACUCUGUGCUGGUGCGGGGUCAUGCCAUAGGUGCUGCGGUUCUUAGUUUCUUACCUAGGGGCAUUGUACCAUUGGAGCAGCUGGUUAAUGUUCCAUAUGGAGUCAGAUGGGUGUGUUAUCAUCGGUGGUCAGAUUGUACGACACACUCCUUACGAGCGUACAGGGACCAGCUAGAUAGGUUGCUCGAGGGAGAGUUUGGUGCCCUCCAACGUGUUCCUGCGGAUGUUGUGUAUGAUCGACACCUACACAACAUUAAGUCGAUGACUAUGGAGCUCGGUGACAAUGAGAGACAUUAUUUAGGUGUAUGGGAGGGACGUUACGCUGCAAAUGUACGGAUGGAAUUUGGGAUGUCGGAUGCCACGCCAGAGUAUCGUCAGUGGUAUUACCUCCAUGGUCGCACACAGAUAGGAAACCCUGCUCAUCAGCCCGGAACAGGCUACGUCCCCAUUUCUCUUGAGCUACAGACCGCAAUUGCCAUCAUCGCCUUGAUCCAGCAGCAACCAGUAUACAAUCCAAGCCAUAUUCGGAGAAGGGCAGAUAGAAGACGAGAUGCACCUCGUGUAGGGGUUAGGCGUGGCGGGCGGGGUCAGCGCAGGUUGCAAGUCGAGGGAGAAGAGGUUAAUACCCCCGUCGAUUCCCCCCGUAUGUCCCAGGACGAGGAUGCCACUGAAGAUGACUAUGUUGAGAGCGAAACCCACACGCCCGCUUGCACGGGUGAGCCAUCCACUUCAUAUACUCCACGAUUUGAGGUUCCAGAUCCUCCACAGCGUAUGUACCGUACGUCACCAGUCAGAGAACGAAAUUCAACCAAACAUAACAAGAAACAUCAGACAAAUACUUACUCCAGCAAAGAUCGGCCAAUGACUUCCUUCCAAGUCCGGCUCGUCGCCCCCCUGUUACUGCUAGUCGGGUCCUUUUGUUCGACCCGAAUCCGCGUAGCGGGAGAUUCGGGCGAUCUGAAUCUGCUGCAGAGAGGUCAGAGAGAGUUCGAUUACUUCAAGCUCGCUCUUCAAUGGCCCGGCACCGGUUGCAACAACACCAAGAAGUGUUGUUCCAGCAAUGGCUGUUGCCGCUCCGGCGCGAUUACUGGAUUCACAAUUCACGGACUGUGGGCAGAGUAUAAUGAUGGGACAUGGCCCUCGUGCUGUCAAGGUUCAAAAUUUGAUUCAAAUGAGAUCUCAAGUUUGCUGGAUGACUUGAAUAAGUAUUGGUCAUCUUAUAGAUGUGGUUCUACCACAACUUGCCAUGGUAGCAAGGGACCAUUUUGGGCUCAUGAGGUCUUCUGUCUUUUGAAAAAAUUAGCUUGAUUACAAAUGAUCGAGAAGCUCUCGAGUAGAUUCAGUUUACCAAGUCAACCAUACACUGACAAUUAAAACAAGUUACGGUAUAUACUUAAUACCGUAGUAUUUGUUUGUCAUGAAUCCACUGAUAUCAUUAAUUGACAAGAUAAUUGAUCUAUAACAAAGGAUCAGACAAUGAGUAGUUUGUGCCUCAGUCUAUGGGUGACGUGGUAGUCCGAGUCUACUAAAUAAUUUAUUUGAUG
This is a messenger RNA of Cuscuta campestris, 3122 nucleotides long. The record is from the annotation of a GenBank genome assembly. Lineage: Eukaryota; Viridiplantae; Streptophyta; Magnoliopsida; Solanales; Convolvulaceae.